AUGGAAAGCAAAGAUCUCAUUUCAGAGCCUGGAGCAGCGCAAACACGGGUCUACAGCAGUUAAACACCUGGAGAAGGAGGCUGUGGUGUCCCUGACUUGGUUACAGCUGGAGACAUGAGGUCCCAAGCUGCCCUUCCCGUCCUGCUUCUCCUCAUCCUGCACCUCGCAGCUGGGGCGUCUGCAGCACAGAGUUAUGUGGUCACAUCCCCAGCUGUGAUCUACCACCCCCACAGAGCAAUGCUGUGGGUCCAUCUCAGUGGCCUCCAUGAGCCUGUCCAUGUGACCAUCCAGCUCCAGAGAAAAGACAGGACCCAUAACAUCAUUCUGCUGGAGAGGAUGGUCCAGGAGCCUCAUCUGUACUUGAACAUCACCUUCCCCGCUCCAGCUCCCACCAAAGGGAAGGAGGAAAUUGUAGACCUGCAUGUCUUAAUCCAGGGAGAUUCCCUGGAUGUCUCCAAGACAAAGAAGGUGAUGUUGAGAGCCCUAGAGCCUGGGAUCUUCAUACAGACAGACAAGGCUGUCUACAAGCCUGGACAGCAAGUGACGUUUCGAAUUGUCUCUUUGGAUAAAGACUUCAUGCCCAGCACUAAGAAGCUGCCCCUUGUCUUCCUGAAGGAUCCCAGUGGGAACCGCAUCGCGCAGUGGCAGGAGGUGAGCCCACGGCAGGGCAUCGUGGACCUGUCCCUCCCGCUGGCUGCAGAGCCAGCUCUGGGCACGUACAUCAUUGAGGCGGAGGGGAAGAGCCACUCCUUCAGCGUGGAGGAAUAUGUGCUGCCCAAGUUUGAGAUGACCAUUGACAUCCCUGCUGUGGUGCUGGAGAAGGACAAGAAGUUUCAGAUGGAGAUUUGUGGACGGUACACCUACGGGAAGCCUGUCCAGGGGAAGAUCCAGGCCAGCUUGUGCCAGCCCUUCAGGCACAUCUGGCACGUGUACAGCAUUUAUGAUGCCCCUGAGAAAAAGAUGAACUGCAUCCAGGUUAGCGGGCAGACUGAGAAGAAUGGCUGCUUUUCAACUGAGGUUUUGUUGAGUGCCUUCAACCUGACCAACUCCAGAUAUCAGAAGCAAAUCCAAGUCCAGGCGUCAUUGGUGGAGGAUGGUACAGGGCUGGAGCUGAAAAACACCAAGAGCUGCAAGAUUUUACCUGAAAUUUUCACUGUCACUUUUGAAAACAUCGAUGAUUUCUACAAGCCUGGGAUUCCCUACACUGGGACGAUGCUGCUGAAGGGAGCUGAUGGUGCCGUGCUGCCACAGAAGCAGCUCUUGCUCAUCGUUAGCCAGCAAGGAAAAGAUACAAGACAGACCUUCCUGACAGACAGAUCAGGGAGAGCCUCCUUUGAGCUGGAGACUUCUGGAUGGAGUGGCACGGUCUCCCUGCAUGGUCGAGUCAACAAGACAGCUCACGCCCAGAACGAUGGCUCGAGACUCACCUAUGAAAAUGCCCAUGCAUAUCUCAGACCCUUCUUCUCGGCAAGCAGGAGCUUCCUGCAGAUCCGCCAGCUAAAGAGGGAGCUGCCCUGUGGCCAGUCCCAGCAGCUCUGGGUGGACUACAUCUUCAGCAAGGAGGCCUUGGGGACUGAGCUGAAGAGCCUGGAUGUGGUCUUCCUGGUCCUGGCCAAGGGGACCAUUGCCACUGUCCUCAGGAAAGAGCUGCCUGCAGAGGCUGGGCUGAGAGGAUCCUUCUCCCUGGAGCUGCCCAUUGGCCCUGAGCUGGCACCCAGGGCCAAGGUGCUGGGCUACGUGGUGCUGCCCGACAGCGAGAUGGUGGCUGACAGCACCGAGCUCAAGGUGGCCAAGUGCUUCCCCAGCACGGUGAAGAUGGCUUUUUCAGAGGACAGGGCUCUGCCUGGCUCGGCACUGCAGCUGAAGCUGGAGGCUGCCCCGGGAUCCCUGUGUGCUGUCCGUGCCGUGGACCGGAGUGUGCUGCUCUUGAAGCCUGAGGCCGAACUCAGCACAGAGGCGGUCUACAAAGUACUCCCCGAAUUUGACUACCCUAGAAGCAUUCAGGACCCACCACCCUGUCCAGAAUUUCCCUGGGAUUAUCCCAUCGACUAUGACUUUCCUGUCAGCCCACUUGUAGUGAGUCAGCAAGACUUCAUUCUCCCUCCGGCAAGGCAUCACUUACCAUACCAUUUUCAGAGGAGUUCCCAGGUGGACACCUACAAGUUAUUUCAGAACGCAGCACUGAAACUUUUCACCAAUGCCAAGACCAGUGAUGUUUGCAAAAAGAUAUUCGGCUUGCCUGAGAUGCAGCUUUCCCAAGGUCCCAGAGGUGCCAAGUUACAUGUCACCGAUUUGCCUGAACGACUUGAUGUCCUGAAAGUAAUGAGCCCUGCUAUCCCUGUCGCCAAUGUCCAGGAAGAGCCACCAGCACCCCGGACAUAUUUCCCAGAGACGUGGCUGUGGGACCUGAUCCCUGUGGGGGAGGGGGGCUCUGCAGAGGUGGCGGUGACGGUGCCCGAUGCCAUCACCAAGUGGGAAGCCGGGAUGUUCUGCACGUCCCCGCUGGGCUUGGGGCUGGCCCCUGCCACCGCCCUCACGGCCUUCAAGCCCUUCUUCGUGGAGCUGGCGCUGCCCUACGCCGUGGUCCGCCACGAAGCCUUCACCCUUGUGGCCACCGUCUUCAACUACCUGCGGCAGUGCCUGCGGGUUCAGGUGACGUUGGUGGAGUCAGCGGAGCUGGAGGUGUCGCCGAGCGCGGAUGAGCUGUACGGCGGUUGUAUCUGUGCAGACGAAGCGAGGACAUUCCGAUGGAGCGUGCGAGCCACCAGCCUGGGGGAGGUGAACAUCACCAUCAGCACCGAGGCUCUCAGCUCCAAGGAGCUCUGUGGCAAUGAGAUGCCCGUGGUGCCGGCUCAGGGGCGCGUGGACACCAUGAUAAAGCCCUUGCUGGUGCAGCCCGGGGGCAUCCUGGUGGAGAAGGCGCACAACUCCCUGCUCUGCCAGGAAGUCACUGAAGAAAUCUCCUUGGAGGUUCCUGCAAACAUCCUGGAGGGCUCCCAGCGAGCCCACAUCACCGUGAUGGGUGACAUCAUGGGCAACGCUCUCCAGAACCUGGACCACCUCCUGGCCAUGCCCUACGGCUGUGGGGAGCAGAACAUGGUUCGCUUUGCCCCCAACAUCUACAUCCAGCAGUACCUGGAGAAGAGCGGGCAGCUGCACCCCGACAUCCGCGCCAAGGCGCAGGGCUUCCUGCAGAGCGGGUACCAGCGAGAGCUGCUCUAUAAACAUGAUGAUGGCUCUUACAGCGCCUUCGGGAAGAGCGAUCCCAGUGGCAAUACCUGGCUGACAGCAUUUGUCCUCAAGUCCUUCGGACAAGCCAGAGCCUACGUGGCCAUCGAGGAGCGGCACAUCACCGAUGCACUGCGCUGGCUGCAGAAGCAGCAGCAGCAGACGGGCUGCUUCCGCAGUGUGGGAAAGCUCUUCAACAACGCCCUGCAGGGUGGUGUCUCAGACACGCUCUCACUGUCGGCUUAUGUCACGGCUGCAAUACUGGAGCUGGGGCUGUCGCCAAAGGACACGAUGGUGAGCUCAGCCCUGCAGUGCCUGGAGGCUUCAGCCACAGACAACCCCUACACUCAGGCGCUGCUGGCCUACGUCUUUGGGCUGGCAGGGCGCAGGGAGCAGCAGCAAGCCCAGCUGCAGAGCCUGGCCCAGCACAGCGUCAGUGCAGAGGGGCAGCUCUACUGGCAGAGGAAGGAGAAGGCUAUGCCACCCUCGCAGCCCUCCUGGGCUGUCGCCGCACCAGCGGAGGUGGAGAUGACCGCCUACGUCCUCCUGGCCUACCUCUCCCAGCCCCAGUUGUCCUCUGCUGACCUGGGAACUGCUUCCCAAAUCGUCCGCUGGCUCAGCAAGCAGCAAAACCCCUACGGGGGCUUCGCCUCCACACAGGACACCGUUGUGGCACUACAAGCCCUGGCCAAAUAUGCCGCCCUGACGUACAGCAGCAACGGGGACUUCAUGGUGACAGUGACAGCACCGACGGGCACCACGCAGGACUUUGUGCUGCACAACAGCAACCGGCUGGUGCUGCAGCGGGCGGCUCUGCACGAACUGCCGGGGACAUACAGGAUCCGAGCCCGUGGGCAGGGCUGUGCCCUGGUGCAGGUGACCCUACGCUAUAACGUGCCGCCCCCUCCGAGCGUGGGGACGUUCGACCUCCGCGUGGAGACAGAGCCCCGGGAGUGCACGGGGGACGCCAGCACCCGCUUCCGCCUCCUCCUACGGGCACGGUACACUGGGGAGCGUCCCGCCACCAACAUGGUUGUCAUCGAGGCCAAGCUGCCCUCUGGUUACAUCCCCGACAAGAGCUCCAUGGUGGAGCUGAAGAGGCAGAAGCUGGUCAAGAAGGUGGAGGUGCAGCCCGACCAGGUGACCAUUUACCUGGACCAGCUGACAAAGGAGGAGGAGACCUUCUCAUUCACCACCACACAGGACUUCCCAGUCAGGAACCUCCAGCCGGCCACUGUGACGCUCUACGACUACUAUGAGACAGGUGACCGCACAGAUGCUGCCUACAGUGCACCUUGCAGCUCAGAGGCUGACAGUCAGGAGCAGGAAAACUUCUAGCACAGCCUGAAGCCUGACAGCUGGUGCCCUCCAUUCACCCCAACUCCCUCCACCACCGAGGACCAGAACAGCCAAUGGUCUCUGCUCCCACCCUGGCCCUGGCCCUGACCCUCCAUGAAGUCGGGACGUGGCCCAGAGACGCUCAGAGCCCCACUCGCACCCAGCACAGCCCGGGUCACUCGGGACUCAGCCACUUGUCCCUGCAGCGCAGCUCCCACCCCAGCAGGACACAACGGAGCCACGGCCAAGGGGUGACGCAGACCCCCGGGCAGAGACUUGCUGCUCUGCAAGCCCCUGCCCCAGGUACUUGACCUCAGUUGAGGAGCCAAGUGGUGGCGUCACAGGGACACCCCAGUGCAUCGCCCCCCACACCCCCAGGGAGCUCAGCGGCACCAGGUCUGGCCUCUCCCCUCCCCAGGGCCCUGCAACAGCACCAAUAUAAUCCCAGAAUCAUACAUGUUGGAAAAGCCCUUGCAGCUCCUCCAGCCCCACCAUGACCCUCACCCUGACCAUUCCCAACUCCCCCAGAUCCCUCAGUGCUGGCUCAG
Athene cunicularia (burrowing owl) is the source of this 5114-nucleotide messenger RNA. Its product is annotated as alpha-2-macroglobulin-like protein 1. NCBI's taxonomy places the organism in Eukaryota, Metazoa, Chordata, Aves, Strigiformes, Strigidae. The record is from RefSeq and is a predicted model, not a curated record. Gene Ontology annotation, molecular function: endopeptidase inhibitor activity. Gene Ontology annotation, cellular component: extracellular region.